Messenger RNA from Ostreococcus lucimarinus CCE9901, 2157 nucleotides. RefSeq lists its product with no specific name. Gene Ontology annotation, biological process: mitotic cell cycle; DNA-templated DNA replication; DNA repair. The record is from RefSeq and is a predicted model, not a curated record. NCBI's taxonomy places the organism in Eukaryota, Viridiplantae, Chlorophyta, Mamiellophyceae, Mamiellales, Bathycoccaceae. Gene Ontology annotation, molecular function: protein binding; chromatin binding. The annotation marks the transcript as partial. The transcript has a single exon. Gene Ontology annotation, cellular component: nuclear replication fork.
CACGCGGACUGCGUCAACGCGUGCGCGGCGUCGCCGUGCGGGACGCUCGCGGCGACGGCGAGCUCGGAUUACUCGGUGAAGCUGUUUUCGCUGGAAAAGAAGGCGUUCGAGGCGAACGUGACGAGAUUUUCAUUGCCAGUGCACUGCGUGGCGUGGAGCGCGGACGGGAAGUACGUCGCCGCGGGGGGGGAGGACGCCGAGGUGAAAGUCAUCAAGAUGGAGGACAAAACCGUCUUGCACGUGUUUCCGUGUCAGCGAAGCAAGUGCAUCAAGAGCGUGGCGUUCGAUCCGCGAGGAGAUUACUUGGCGGCAACGGAUGAGAACGGCAUGGUUGUCGUGUGGCUGUUGAAGCCCACGAGCGAGGACGAGGAGGCUGGGGAUGUAAAACUACACGCCACCGAGGCGCCGUUGGCCACGGGCGAGUCGCCGCUUUUGAACGCCGUGGCGUGGCGACCGGAUGGACAAAUCCUAGCCGUGCCGGGGCGGGAGAACGACGUGACGUUCUUCGAGCGUGGUACGUUUAAACAGAUUGAAUGGGAGCUGAAAGGGCACACCGACGCGAUUUCCCUCAUCCGUUGGUCCCCGAACGGGAAAUACUUGGUCACGGCGAGCGCGGACAAGAGUGUCAUCGUGUGGGACGUCAAGAAAAAGUUGGCGAUUGCGAAGAUGACGGACACCGAGCUCGUCUGCGGCGCCUCGUUCGACCCUACUGGUAACUCUUUGGCGCUCAUCAACGUUAACGGCGAGUGGGCGAUGUGGAACGACGUCGUUCCAUCCAAGUACUCGUCGCCCUCGGCGAAGGUUUCGCCUUCCGAGAUAGACUUUGUGAGCGCUAUCGAUGAGACGAAUGCGAGCGAUUUCGUCGACGAUGAAGCAGACGGUAUGGAUGAAGAUUUGGAUGAAGAAGAUGACUUCGUCGAAUACGACGACGACGAUGACGUCAAAGGACGCCGUCAGAGUCACGUGAAGCAGUCGGUGGUGCACGUCGAAGCCGGUCCCAAGCCGCAACCGGCGUUCCAAAGUGGAUCCGUUGCCGCGGUUCCGGGAAGCAACCGUCGGUUUUUAUCCUACACCAUGGUUGGAUCUAUUACGAGCACUGUCGAAGGAGGAUUCAACUCUGUUGAAUUCCAGUUCCACGACACGUCGCGCAUGGGACGCAUCCCUACCAUCACCGACUACAACGGGUACACGAUGGGCGUCGCGGGGGAGAAGGGAUGCGCGCUCGCGAGUCCGAUGAAGGAUUCCGAAAACGAAAGCGUGCUUUACUUUCAACAGUAUGACAACUGGGCGAACGAUGGUGAGUGGCAAGUGACGAUGCCAGCGGGAGAGGAUAUACUUUCAAUCGCCACCGGCUCGACUUGGGUCGCCGCUGUGACGUCCAAGCGUUACCUUCGCAUUUACUCUUUAGGUGGUGCGCAGCGACAAAUAAUCUCCCUCGAAGGUGACGCGGUGUCAAUUUCCGGUAGCGACGAUGCGUUGGCUGUCGUCUGGCACGAAGCGGCGCCGAUCGGACCAGCCCCAGGUAGUCAAGUUCUCGCGUACGCCGUGUACAACGUGCGAUACUCCUCGGAACUCGCGCGUGGUCGCGUUGCUUUAUCUACCCAAUCGACUUUAACGUACUUGGGCUUUUCUGAGGAAGGCAUGUUGGUUACUCGCGAUAGUGCAGGUGUCGUUCGUAUGCGCACCGACGCAUUCGGUGGCUCAUGGACGCCCGUCUUCCGUUCUUCGUCAGCGCGGGCCACGGAUGGUCAGCACCACUGGAUUGUUUCAUCUUGCGCUUCCACCUUAUAUUGCAUCAUCACAAGAACGAGCGCGGGACCGGUGCCGAACCCAAGACCUGUGCUUUCUAUGCUUCCGAUGUCUUUGCCGAUCAUCAUUCCCGAACAAUCGGUCGGUGACCUCGAAGACGAAGCCGCCCGAGCGAGCUUGGCUUUGUCCGUCGCACAAAGUGCCGGAGAAGACACUCGAUUGGCUUUGGGAGCAAACGAAAAAGCAGCCAUCAAGCUCUUUCACACCGCCUGCAAGGCGAACAAGCUCUCGCGCGCGUCAGACAUCGCGGAGACGUUCCGACAGCCGAACAGUUUGCGAGCGGUGCUCAAGCUCCCGGCGGUGGCGCGUCAACCCGAGCUCGUCGAGCGAAUCAAUGAGCUCAUCGAA